UUCGGCAUCCUCAUAGAUUUUAUAAAUGAUUAAUUCUAAAAAUUUGCUAUUUUUAAUAUUUUUUUAUGCCCUUACAAUAAAAUUACAUAAUUUAUCAUUAAAUGGAGUAAAAGAAUUGAAUAGAAAUAAUUGGAGAGAAAUUUUAAAUGGACAAUGGAUGAUUAAAAUCUUUGCUCCUUGGUGUCCAGCCUGUAGAGCCUUGGAUACUCCCUGGAGAGAAUUCGCUCAAUUUGGAACGCAUUUAGAUAUAACUGUUGCUGAAAUUGAUAUAACAAAAUAUCCAGGUUUAAAAAUAAUAAUUGGUUUGUAUAAUAUAUAUAUAGAAUUAAGUGGAAGAUUUUUAGUUACAACUCUUCCUACAAUAUUGCAUGUAAAAGAUGGGAUAUUUAGAGAAGUUAAAGGUCUUUAUGAUAAAGACAAGAUUAUAUCUUUCGUCAAAGAUAUGCAAUGGAAGAAUAUCUCCCCUCUCCCUUCAUGGAAAAAUCCUAAUACUUAUCACAUGGCAGCUCUUGGAGAAUUCUUUCGUAUUUCUAUGGCUAUAAGGGAUUUGCAUAAUUAUUUAGUAGAAGACAGAGGCUUACCAUAUUGGUUAUCUUAUAUUUUGUUUAUUCUAAUUACAAUAUUCAUUGGAGGGAUUAUGGGAAUUAUUCUUGUAUUUUUUGCUGAUUAUUUUACCUCAAAACCUCAAAAACCCUUAAAAUAUUCAAAGCUUAAAAAAAUUAAUGAACAAAAAAAAGAGGAAGAUAUAUUAGCUCCAGAUUUGAUCAAUCUAAUAGAUAGUAAUGAAGUUAAUGAAUUGGCAAAUAAGAUCAUUGAAGAAAUGGCCAGCAUUCCUAAAAAUAUUAUACAUGAUUCUACAAAUGAACCACAUAUUUAUAAACGUAAAUAAUUUUUCUAUUAACUAUACCAUAUAAAUAUGUUGUUUUUUAUAUAAAAAUAUAAUUUAUUUGUAUAAAUGAUAUUUAAUAUAUUUUAAAAUAAUCUGUAUGCUAAUGACAUAUUGUUAUAUUGAAUAUUUAUAAAUAAAAUAUUUAAUAUGUUAA
Gordionus sp. m RMFG-2023 is the source of this 1043-nucleotide messenger RNA. RefSeq names its product thioredoxin-related transmembrane protein 1-like. The record is from RefSeq and is a predicted model, not a curated record. NCBI's taxonomy places the organism in Eukaryota, Metazoa, Nematomorpha, Gordioida, Chordodea, Parachordodidae. Gene Ontology annotation, cellular component: endomembrane system. Gene Ontology annotation, molecular function: disulfide oxidoreductase activity. The coding region runs from base 26 to 889 and encodes 287 amino acids. The transcript has 7 exons.